UAACACUACUUCCUAACUCGUUGGACACGUGAACUGGAUGUUUCAUGGCGCGUCAUAACUUUCCUUCCCCGUCGUCAAGUGGCCCUCGCUCCAUGUGCGGACUAACACUUGAUACCUCGAUCGUCAAACCAAGGCAGCGUUCCAGUUCACAUCGCUCACUGCACCAGAGUGCAGCAAGUAUUGUGGUAGCGGUACCUGACGUCUAUUAGCGUGCGUGGAUUUCAAACCCACUCACUUACCCUCCUCGUUGAUGGAGCCAGAAUCCAAGCCUCUUGAACAGGAACAAGAGCUGGUUCAAGACCCUCCUGUUUCGGCCGAUCGCAAAGAUGAGGAUGAGGAGGAGGAGGAGGAGGAAGAGGAAGACAGGAUUGUGGAAAAGUCACCAAAUAGUCGCUUUCACAAGCGCAAUAAACGUUUUCCGAAACAAAUUGUGGGUGUAGAUAGUGCGUUUGUGGCUAUCGAGCCCAAGUCAGGCAAAGAAGUGAUCUGGAAUGAGUGUAUCCUCUCGGAUAAAAAAGGCGAAAAGGAAAACAGGUAUCUUUCCAUCAUAAAAAAGUUAAAGCGGAAUUCACACCCGUUUCUGGCUCGGUUUCUUGACGCUUGGAUCGCUAAACCUGAUGAUGGACCACGAAAAUUGGCCUUCAUCACCGAACGGCUUGACGAGUGCUCCUUGAAACAGUUUCUGUGCAAUUCCCCGAAAAAUAACCGGUCUUGGAAACGGCAUGUUGGCCAGUUACUCUCUGUGCUCAUGUUUUUGCACCGUCUCGGCAUUGCGCACGGUAAUCUGACCAAAGAGACGAUUUACUAUCAAAAUUCUGGGAACCUACGUGUUGGCCCUUUUUCUUUGGGUGGAUGUUUAGAUCAAAAGUCUCAGUCAUCUGACGUGUACGCCCUGGGAGUGGUGGCACUUGAGAUUGCCGUCUGGACUCCCACGGAAUUCCCUCAAAGCCUCUCACCUUCGGAAUUGUGCCAAGAGAUGCUUAUUCGGCUAGAGAACGCCGAUCAACGCAGCUUCAUUGAUACCUGUUUUGAAUCGAAUGCACCUGCAGGGAAUCGCAUCAAACGUCUCAUCAAUCACAACGCUGUAACGGAAGUUCCAGUUUUGAAAUUGUUAUCCGCCAAGGUCCUCGUUGAUGCCAUGCGGUCGGUGACGAGCGAAGAUGGUGCAACCACCGAGCAGACCGGAUUCGCCACCCUCCUUAAAGAAUACCUUAGCCGUUACGAAGAUGAAACAGUGAUUGUCGAAGUGCAUUUCGCACAUGACAAAAUCGUUAAUUCCCGCUCUUGGAAGGAUUUCCGGUCCAAUUUCACACUUACUUCAAAAUUUUUGGACGACGUAAAAAACGGUUUCUAUCCUCUCUUCGGCUGUCGCUGGCAUUGGGCUCCUUACCAGGAUGAGGACGACGAAUCAUGUGCUGCUGCUGGUGCAGGGACCACGAAUGGUACGGGAGCAACUGCUCCCUCGAGUGGGCACUUCAAUCGCACGGAUAGCGGUGUGAUCCCCAGCCAAGCACAUUCAUCUGGAGCUUCUACAGUACCAAGUGCCUCUGUCUCUCGUAAACAAUCAAGUGCUACCAGGACUAGCGAAGGAACUGGUGGAGCGCCUGUGUUACAUGAGGACGAGUUCGAAGCCAGUGAUGUACACCCCUUACCGCCAUCGGUUGCGCGGUCAUCUAGUCUGUGCGACUCCUCCCAAAGCCGAUCAUCGUUUCUGGCUCAUGGUCAUCAGAGUGACUCGGGUGUGACAACUCAGCCUCCGUUUUCCAAAACCAUCCGCAGUCUUGCGCAAGACGACGAACCAUCCGCACAAGCCACCGCCUCAUUUUUCAUCGGUUCCGGUUCGGCGGGUAGCGGUAUUCCCAUUCAUCCGGACGAAGGGGAACGAUUGACGCGCAGUCACUCUUCCUCCCCACACGGGCGUUCGGCUGCUUCCUCCGCGACCGAUCAUCCCGACACUCGUGUACCGGCGAGCGAAUUGACGACGGGUUUGGUCACUGAACACCCCCUCGGUGCCACACUGUACGGACGGACGAGCAAUACCACGGAGAACGCUGAUCCCCUGAUUCAUGCACAGACUUCUACUAUCGCACAAAUGGGAGCAUCAGCCUCUCCAUCGAGUCCGCCCACACAAACCCAGUAUUCCCUUGCGGCGGAUCAGCCGGUCGCGGGUCCAGACCGUCGACUGACCGGCGAACUAAAAGAGUCCGGUAGCCUACCGGCUCUUAAUCAGAUCACUCAAACGACAGGACUGAUUGAUGAAAUUGCUGGUCAGGAACUUGUUGGGCGCUCCAUCGCUCUAGUUGGUUUCCCUACAGAAGAUAACCGGGUGUCGGCCGAAAGGCUUGGAGCGCUUGCUCGCUACUCUAAAUCGGCCGAUGACGCGGUGGACGAUGAGGCUGAAGAUGAGGACAAAGACGAGGAAGAUGACGACGAUGACAAUGAUGAUGAAGAUGAAGAGGACGACGACGAUGAUGAUAAAAAUGUUGGUGAAUCGGUCGAGCGUUUUGAACCUCAGACAAUUCACGUGGCUGCUCCCGACCGGGCUCCGGCGUAUCCUGCCUUGUUCACACACUGCCAGUACUUUUACAUUGGAGCCGGUCGGUGGCAGGUCUACGUGCAAAUGUGGUUUGUGGAGGACCGUCUGAAGCGCGAGGCAUUUGUGCAAGUGUUCGAUGACGAAUGGCAUGAUUGUCAACGUGUGGCCGACUUAUUCGAAGCGUCACGUUGCGUGAAUCCGGCGGACCGCUCGAACCUAGUGCGUUUGCUUUCCUUGGCCAGACACAAUUGCCCGCUCAUCGACGGGGAACUCCAAUUGCCAGGCCCGCUGAAAUCCCGAAGCAGUCAUUUUGAUGCGUUUGAGCUGCACGAGAAGUUAACCGCACUGCGACUACAUCAACAGGCUCGUGAACAGUUCGUGCAUGAGACCGCGGUACCAAAUGACUCCUUACUAGCUGAGAACGCUCCCCACUCGUCCGCGCCCACCAAGUCUCUCGAUACCGAACAACUUAGUUCGGUCCCUACUGAAAAAGUAAGUGCAAUUUCUUUUUUGUUAACUGCUCCCACAUUAGAAAAUUGCAUAGUGGAUAUGUUUUCCCCCCAGACAACUGACUUAGUGUACGUACUGAGGUUGCUUCGCUUUCAUGAUCUCUCGGUUGGUCAACUUAUUCAUCCGCCAUCUUACCUGACACUGGUUCAUCCGCAGACCAGCCACAUUUGA
Dicrocoelium dendriticum is the source of this 3217-nucleotide messenger RNA. NCBI's taxonomy places the organism in Eukaryota, Metazoa, Platyhelminthes, Trematoda, Plagiorchiida, Dicrocoeliidae. The record is from the annotation of a GenBank genome assembly.